Molecule: messenger RNA, 1608 nt
Organism: Lactuca virosa
Lineage: Eukaryota; Viridiplantae; Streptophyta; Magnoliopsida; Asterales; Asteraceae
Source: the annotation of a GenBank genome assembly
UCUUCUCCUUCACGUAUGUAUACAUUCAAACACAUCCUCUUCGAAAGUUAAUCAGUUGGCUCUCAAAAUUCUAGAAUGGCAACACCUAAUCAAGAAUCAAUCGAGACGUUCAUGAGUAUCACUGGUUCAUCGGAACUGGUUGCUAUUCAGAAACUCACGGAACACGGUGGCAAUCUCAAUGAUGCAGUUAAUUCACAUUUUACACAAGGAGAUACAAACAUCAGACAUCAAACAGAUGUUGCUGAUCACCAGGAGGAUCUCAUGGACAUAGAUGAGGAAACCACAAAUCACAUACCACCAUUCUUACCAUUUCCUGCAAGUGCUCCUAGAAUUGAGAAUGUAAUUGAAACUUUGCCUGAAAAUCCUGGGACCCUGAGUAUUGAUGAUGAUGAUGACUUCCCAUCUCUUCGAUCUUCUCAUCCAGUAGGAUUAAGUGGACAGAAUGAAAAUCUAUUCAGUCAUCAUGACACUGAUUUGAUUCCAAGUGCUCCUGGAGUUAGUGAUUUACCUGAUUAUGGAAUAGAAGAGGAGAUGAUCCGAGCUGCAAUUGAGGCUUCCAAACAUGAUGCUGAAAUUGGUCAACCGGAUGAUGCUCUACUUCUACAACAAGAAUCUGAAGCUGGACCAUCAGAAACAAGAGCUUCUAAGUUGUCUGUAGUUGAAGAAGCAGGAGCAUCAGCAUCAUCAAAUGGAAGAUUGGGUGUUGAGGAUGGAAGUGAAGAUACAGAUGAGCAAGAGCAACCUCUAGUGAGGGUGAGGCAUACCGAAGAACAGCAAAAUAUCAAUAAUCAUGUGGACAACUGGGGAGGCAUGUCAUCUGAAGAACACGAUGAAGCAGUUAUGCUUGAGGCUGCAAUGUUUGGUGGAAUUCCUGAAGGAAUCGGACACCGUGUACGAUAUGCGCGACAUCGUAACAUGCAAAAUGGUUUCAAUAGAGGCGUUGGAGUUGGGGCUUACCCUAGGCCGCCACCACGCCCUACAUCUCCCUCCCUCACUGCUCAACGGUUGAUAAGAGAACAACAGGAUGAUGAAUAUCUUGCAGCAUUGCAAGCUGACAGAGAAAAGGAGUUGCUAGCCAUGGAAGAAGAAAGGCGAAAGGAGGAGGAGGCACAGAAGAAACUGGAUCAAGAACAGGAAAUUGAGAGGCAGUUAACAGCAAAGGAAGCUUCACUUCCUGAAGAACCGAAACCUGAUGAUGAAAAUGCGGUCAGCCUUCUUGUACGGAUGCCAGAUGGAAGCCGACGUGGUCGCAGGUUCUUGAGGUCUCACAAGUUACAGUAUCUCUUUGACUUCAUUGAUGUUGGCAGAGUGGUGAAGCCUACCACGUACAGAUUGGUGAGACCAUACCCACGUCGUGCUUUUGGUGAUGAAGAAAGUAAGUUAAGCUUGAAUGAAGUUGGGUUGAGUAGCAAGCAGGAGGCGUUGUUUCUUGAGUUAAUUUAACAAUUAACCAACCGAUAUAUGUUAUGUAAUAUUAUCUCCUGUGAUGUAAAUUAUGAAAUAGUUAUUAAAUUAUAUGGGCCUCCUCUAUUGGGUCCAAGUGCAACUGAAUUGAUGUUUAUAUAAAGUGACUUGUAUUUAUGAAGUUGAUAUGGACAUUGGGCAGGU